Marchantia polymorpha subsp. ruderalis is the source of this 2164-nucleotide messenger RNA. NCBI's taxonomy places the organism in Eukaryota, Viridiplantae, Streptophyta, Marchantiopsida, Marchantiales, Marchantiaceae. The record is from the annotation of a GenBank genome assembly.
GAAGCCCGAAGGCUGCCUAUCCUGACUAUCCUGACGUCAACUUGGCAGUGCAGGAUUAGUUAGAAGAAGUUGCAUACUACAGUCUGGUUUCCGGCGAUCGAAGACGAAUCGACUAGUCUCGGAGAAAUCUCAGCGCAGCAGCCAUUGGUAAUGCUCGUGUAGGUCGAAUCAGGUGGUUCGCGAUGAAACAGGCGUAAUGUGGGAUUUUAGUGAUAGCAGACGAGAGCAGAAGGGAAGUGAAUGGAAGCAAUGCAAAAUGCUGCCCCGGCAGCCGCAGCAGAUUUUGUCCCAGGCGAGAUUUUUGCGAGGCUGAAUGGUGCUAUGGAGAAGAAGGGAGCAGCAGUGGGCGUCUGUGCCAUGAUGGCAGCGUCAUACGUCGCAGUGUUAUACUUACCUGCCAUAUUUCUACGCAGUCCCAAGUCUAUACGUGAACACAUGCUCCGCCGAUUUGCCUGUGCUGCUGUGGCUUCAGCUCUGGCACCCAUGUUGUGCUUUGCACUUCUGCCAGACCAUCCGCGCUGGGACUCCGAUCCUAGUAUUGUGCUUGAAAUAUUUGGUCUGCGCACGCAUCAUCUGUGGCAGGCCAUUGUACUUCCUUGUCUCUUGACUGGCAUGCUCUAUCUGGGGCCCUUGGUGUUGGCCUUUCUUGACUUGAUUGAGUGGUGUUGGGCCGCGUCACAUGGUGGGCUUAUACGUCAAAUAUGUUCUGUUGUGGUAGUUAACGGAAAGAACAUGGCCUCGGAUGUGUUGGUGUGGCGAAACUGCCUUGUGGCACCUGUUUCCGAAGAGUUAGUCUUCAGAGCGUGCAUGGUUCCUCUGCUUUUGUGUGGUGGCUUCUCUACAACCGCCACAGUCUUCCUCUGUCCCAUGUUCUUUGCGUUAGCCCACCUUCAUCAUUUUGGGGAGUUGAUCACUAGACAGAAGCAGGUGAUAUCUACUGCAGCCCUAAUUGUUGGAAUGCAAUUAGGUUACACUACAGUGUUUGGAUGGUACGCAACAUUUCUCUAUCAGCGGACUGGUCAUUUAAUUGCUCCUAUCGUUGCUCAUAUUGUCUGCAACAUAAUGGGAUUACCCAACGUAGACGAGGCCUUGGCAUCCUCACAUCGAAGAGUUUUAUUCGUCGCCUACGUAGUAGGAUUGGUGGGGUUCUUCCUGGUUCUUGGCCCAUUGUCAGAUCCAAGGUUUUUCAACGAAGGAGGUGAUAGUAGAGGAUGUGACUGCUGGUCUGGGUUCUGCAAGUGGACUGCUCCUCAAAAGCUAUAAGAACUUCUACCUCAUCUUUUGAGACCUCAUUCAAAGGGUUCAGUGACAGUACAUACUUUUAAGCCCUUUGUCAAACCUCAUUCAAAGGGUUCAUGACAGUACAUACUUUAAAGCCCUUUGUCAAGCAUGCACAGCGUCGUGGUAACGUCUAAGGAACAUGCUUGCUAACAAGGGUACCCUCGGUAGACCUUGUACCUUGUAACAAGGCAAAGCAAAGCAUAGAUUCUCAUCUGUGAGCACCUUGGGAAAGAGAAAUGCAUGUGGUUCUUUGUGUUUAGCUUCACAAAAACUUGCUCCGUAGCAAGAAAGACCUCAUCGGUUGACCUCAAGUAGGAGCAGGUGUCUCAUUUGGAGAUCAUGUUGGUUUUAGGUCGUUUUUGAGCGGCUUGCCAUUCGUUGGGUUUUUGCUUUGAUAGUGCUCGACAUAAUCUUUUGACAAAGGUCAAGAUAGACGGAGUGUUUGGGAUUCUAGGAGCAUUUGCAGGGGUAUUACUUCUGGAACAGCGCAGUGGCUCUCGCGAUUGAUUUGAAAUAUGUGAACAUUGCAACGUCUGCAGAAGACACUCCCUACUAUUGAACGAGCUCUCUCGGUUAUCAAGGCGAUUAAUCUACCUCUCAAAGAGAGCUCGGAAGGGCCGAUAGUUCAGAGAUAUGGUUAAAUCAGAGCAGUGAGGGCGUUCAGUUGUAAAAGCAGCUCUUCACGGGCAUUUCCUGCGUUGAUCAGUUUGGGACACUGAAGCACCUUAUUGGGGGUGGAACUUCAUGAGAAGGCGCUAGUUGCAGAGUACCUUUGAUCACCGACCAGUAUCCACAACAGGAGUGCUUAUUUUGUUUUGAAAGGAUUGCACUGUAACAUAUGUGCUUUCAAAAGUAAGAAAUCAAAAUCAUCCUUUGAAUCUAU